Bombina bombina (fire-bellied toad) is the source of this 1304-nucleotide messenger RNA. RefSeq names its product very-long-chain 3-oxoacyl-CoA reductase-B-like. The record is from RefSeq and is a predicted model, not a curated record. Gene Ontology annotation, molecular function: oxidoreductase activity. The transcript has 11 exons. Bases 12 to 971 code for a protein of 319 amino acids. Lineage: Eukaryota; Metazoa; Chordata; Amphibia; Anura; Bombinatoridae. Gene Ontology annotation, cellular component: endoplasmic reticulum.
UUGGGAGAGUUAUGAGUGCUGCAGAUUGUGCUAUGUGGAAUCAGGGCCUCACCCUGCUUGGGGGUCUAGUUUCUAUUUACAUUAUUCUGUCCCAAGGGUGGAAGCUGAUUAGGGGUCUGAAGUGUCACGUUAUAUCUCGCUGGUGGAGGACUGACCUUAAGCAGUUUGGACGUUGGGCAGUGGUAACAGGGGCCACAGAUGGUAUAGGCAAAGCAUAUGCUCAAGAGCUUGCCAGGAGAGGUUUGGACAUUGUGCUGAUAAGUCGAACUCAGGAGAAACUGAAGAAAGUAGCAGAUGAAAUAAAAAAAGAAUUUGGACGCAAUGUUAAGAUUAUCCAAGUGGAUUUCACAAAAGGAUCUGAAAUAUACCAGCUAAUUGAAGAUGAAUUAAAAGGAAUGGAAAUAGGAAUUCUGGUAAACAACGUGGGUAUGGUAAUGGCUGGCACACCUAGCCGAUUUCUGAAUGCUCCUGAUCUGAGUAAGGCAAUAACUAAUAUUAUCAACUGCAAUGUGCAGUCAGUGUUACAGAUGACUCAGAUUAUUCUCCCGCAAAUGGUGGAAAGGAAGAAAGGUGUGAUAAUUAACCUGUCAUCAGAAGCUGGGAAUUUUCCCUAUCCUAUGACAACUAUGUAUAGUGCUAGCAAGGUGUUUGUGGAUUUCUUUUCACGAGGUCUCGAUGCAGAAUACAAGUCAUCAGGAAUAACUGUGCAGUGUGUAAUGCCACUAUUUGUUUCAACGGAUAUGACUUUUAAGAUUAAAAAAAACAUCUUUGUGAAAGCUCCUGAAGACUUUGCCUAUGAAGCGUUAAACACUGUGGGUUACACACAUAGAACUAGUGGAUGUCUAUCUCAUUCUCUUCAGAGUUACGCCUUAAAUAUGAUACUUUCAGAGAAUCUUUUGAAAAUUGUGUUCUCCACAAAAAUAAUGGGCAAACUCUGGAGCAAGUGGAAGAAGGAUUACAAGAAAAGCUAAUAGAAGUGAGCGCCACAACUCACCAGAGAGACGUCUGCCAAUAGAAUAUCUUUUUCUCUGCUCUGGCGAGAAUAUCUAUGAAGCCUCUUCAGCACUGCACGGUGCCUCACAGAAUUUUGUAAAGGCAAAUGUUAGCUUGAGAAUGUUUUAUCUCUCCAUGCAGAGUUCUUGGUGCGAAGCAGACACCUACAUUACAAUAUAAUGCUAAAACAAAGAUUAUUGUGCGAUUUCUCUAUAUUCCUGCAGGUUUUUGAUCAGCCAACAAGCAGGAUAAAAUGACUACUCUUGGAAUAUAAAUGUAUCCUCAGGGUAUUGCCUAUUGGUUUAAUGUGA